Apiotrichum porosum is the source of this 1503-nucleotide messenger RNA. RefSeq lists its product as uncharacterized. Gene Ontology annotation, biological process: transmembrane transport. Gene Ontology annotation, cellular component: membrane. Bases 1 to 1503 code for a protein of 500 amino acids. Lineage: Eukaryota; Fungi; Basidiomycota; Tremellomycetes; Trichosporonales; Trichosporonaceae. The transcript has 5 exons. Gene Ontology annotation, molecular function: transmembrane transporter activity. The record is from RefSeq and is a predicted model, not a curated record.
AUGCUCUCGCACACCAGCUCCAGUGAGGACGUUAGCGACAAGGAGGAAGUCGUCCAGGUGAAGCAGCUCGAGAAUGUCGACACCGACCUCGAAUCCCAGUCGAGCUCAGGUUCUGGCGACGACGACGACAUCGAUGCCGGAUGGGAUCCAAAGGCAGUGGCGCGCACGAUGCGCAAGGUCGACUGGCGUUUGAUCCCUGUGCUUGCAGCCAUGUACACUGCAUCCACCAUGGACCGUGCCAACGUGUCCUUGGCUCGAGCGGCCAAUAGUGGACAGAUGAACAUUGACCUCGGCCUCAAGAUUGGUAACCGGUACAGCAUCGUCACGCUAGCCUUCUUCAUCCCCUAUAUCUGUCUCGAAAUCCCGUCUCAAAUUGGACUCCGCGCCUUUGGUGCUCGUAUCUGGCUCGGUGGUGCGACCAUUGCUUGGGGUGUGGUCAUGCUGUCCAUGGGCUUUGUGACAAACUGGCAAACGCUUGCAGGACUGCGUGCUCUGCUCGGCGUCUUCGAGGCGACAUUGUUCCCAGGCAGCGUCUACCUGAUUGCGUGCUGGUACCCGCGGUCCAAGAUGGCGUCUCGGAUGACCUACUUCUUCCAGGGUGCCCUCUUUGUCACCUCCGUCAGCCCCAUCCUCUCUUGGGGCAUUAGCCACCUACACAUGAAGAGCGGAUACCAUGGUUGGCAGUGGAUCUUCAUCAUCUACGGUGUCCUCACAUGUGCAGUCGGUAUCGUGGCCAUCCUCCUCAUUGUCGACUUCCCCGACAAGGCCACCUUCCUCAACCCCGAACAACGUGAGAUUGUCCUGUCACGUAUCGAGCGCGACCGCCGCGACUCGGAGCACGACGCUCUGACUCUCCGCAAGUGUAUCAAGUACCUUUGUGAGCCUCGUAUCUGGCUGUUUGGAAUCUUCUUCGGAUCAUCCGCCGUCUCGGUUUACGCUCUGGCCUAUUUCCUGCCUGUCAUUCUCGCGUCCAUGGGCUUCGACAACAAAAUGUCCCAAGUCCUCGUGGCCCCGCCAAACUUUUGGUGCAUCAUUCCUGCAGUCAUCCUGGCCAAGCUUUCCGACCGGUAUGGCUGGCGUGGGCAGCUCGUGGCGUUCAACUGCGUCCUGAUCGUCGUUGGCACGUGCAUGUUCUCCCAGCUGGGUAACAACCACGUUGCGGCCCGCUACGCAGGCGUCUUCCUCGCGACCGGCGGCUGCCAGUCCAACAUUCCUCUCAUCACCUCGUGGGCCCAGACUACGAUCCGUUCCCAGUCCAAGCGUGCGUUCACCUCGGCCUUUGUCGUCGCCUGGGGAAGUAUCGGCGGCAUCAUCGCCAGCGUCUCGUUCCUCGAGAAGGAGGCAAAGCACGGAUACCCCACCGGCAUCUUCCUCACCAUUGGCUUGAACGUGUUUACUUGCGUGUGUGCGCUCCUCCUCGUGGUCUGGUUCAAGUGGCAGAACCGCAAGGCCGAUCGGGGCGAGGUUGUGCUUGAGGGCUGCGAGCACUUCCGUUACAAGUAG